Molecule: messenger RNA, 916 nt
Organism: Aegilops tauschii subsp. strangulata
Lineage: Eukaryota; Viridiplantae; Streptophyta; Magnoliopsida; Poales; Poaceae
Biological process (GO): regulation of DNA-templated transcription
Molecular function (GO): DNA-binding transcription factor activity; DNA binding
Source: RefSeq, a predicted model, not a curated record
UAUCCUAUUCCCGGCUAGCUAGCGAGCGAGCUAUAUAUACGGCCGAUGAGACACACUUCUCCGUGGCAUCAGAGAGCGCCGGACACGCACUGACCGACAUGGUGUCUCACUCUCACCUCGAGAUGGGCGGCGCGGCGGGGAUCAAGCUCUUCGGCAAGGUCAUCACGCGGCAGCCGACACGCACGGGCGCAGACGGCGGCGUGGUGGCGUCCAAGACGCAGCAGGCGGCGCCCGUGUCGUCGUCGUCGUCGUCUUCGGGGCGCGGGAGCGCCGAGCAGCUCGAGGAGGCCGCGAGGGCGCGCGCGGCGGCGGCGGAGGCGCGGCUGCCGUGCCCGCGGUGCCGGAGCGAGGACACCAAGUUCUGCUACUUCAACAACUACAACGUCAACCAGCCGCGGCACUUCUGCCGGGCCUGCCACCGCUACUGGACGGCCGGCGGCGCCAUCCGCAACGUGCCCGUCGGCUCCGGCCGCCGCAAGAACCGCCCGGUGCUUCAUGGUGCGUCCACGGUCAUGAGUGUUGCCGACCACCACUUGGCGGGACCGGCGUCUCCGGGGAUGCCGAAUGGGCUUGGCUUCCACCCCGAUCAUGGAUGGUCUCAGGCCGUCCCGCCGCCGGCUUACCUCGGCCACGGAGAGAUGGAGCAGUGCUGGUGGCUCGUUCAUCAGUACCCAGCCCAAGGUCAGGUCAACGGGGACGUCCAACUAAGCCCUUCGUCUCUGCGGAUCAACCAAUACGCAUGAAUAAAAUUUAUAUUUGUUGCCGUCUGUCCAACAAUGUAAAAAGUUGCAAAUUCAGGCUUCCCAGCUCCUGUCGAUUGAAACUUCGGGUUUGCUAUUUCUCAAUCGAUCGAGGAAUAGAUAUAGCUCAAUGGAUGCUAUAGUGGUCGGAUUGUACGCAGAGAUUCGUUUUUUUU